AUGAUCAAAGAAAAUGAUGAUGGAGAGGAAUUCCUACUUCUAUUGGAUUAUUUUGGAGUUAUAUUUCCAGCAAUUACUGAUAAACAAAUACGUUUUUCUUUAAUUAAAGAAAGAAUAGGUCCAAAAAUUCCUCACAUAAUGGCAUUAUUAGUCAAUACAAAUCCUGCUAUUCGAUUUAGGGUUGCCCGUUUUCUCUCAAAUCUUACCGAAAUUGAGUUAUGUCCCAUGUUGAGACUUUUCUUCCAGCCGCUUUCUGAAAUGAUAUCAGAUAAUGCUUCGACUUCUGUUGAAUGGGCUAUGUUAGGAGCAUCGGAGCUUUUACUUAGGUUAUCUAUUAUUGCUAGCAAAUUGCUUGGUGCAAUAUCACUCAUAUCUCUGUUGGCACUACGCUGUAUUGGAGAUCGAAAUGAAUCGGUUCGAGCGGCCGCCGCCCUUGCCUUUCGUCAAUUUGUUGCUUUAUUACCUUUAGAAAAUAGACAAAAUCAUUUUUUACACGAAUUGUUUGAUGAUAACAAGUUGGAUGACAAAUCUGAGAUGACGAUGUUGCAGAACACAUACAUCAAUUCUUUCUCUCUAGUUGAUGUUCUUGGAUGUCCGGGCAAUUUACCAAAGUUAAGACGUGAUGAAAUUCCAUUUCUUGUUGAUACAUUGGAUUUACGUGAUUAUCAGAUUGAAGGGUUGGGAAAAACUCUGCAAGUUCUUUCUUUACUUUCCUGGGACUAUGUUCAACGGGUUAAUCAAAACAGAAAGGCACAACAUAAAGAGGGUCAUUUGAAGUCUUCAUUAAUUGUUUGUCCGCGCACUCUUGUAGAUCAUUGGUGUAAAGAAUGGAGCUCAUUCUUUCCAUCUUCACAAAUAUCUAUUCAAAAAGUUGCCAAUUAUAGAGAAAGUAAUGAGGGACGUGAAUGUAUUUUAGUUGUGUCCUACGAGGAAUUGCGCUCUAAUAAAGAGCUACGUGAAUAUUAUUGGCACUAUUUGGUACUUGAUGAGGGCCACUGUAUUCGUAACCCAGCUAGUCAAUUAUUUGAGUCUGUUUGUGCCGUUAAAUGCUUUCAUCGUCUUAUAUUAUCUGGAACACCCGUGCAAAAUUCACCUGCCGAUCUCUGGGCAUUAUUUACAUUUUUAAUGCCAGGUUACCUCUCAUCACGAGCGGCAUUCCAAUCAAAAUAUAUGCGUCACAUUUUAGCAUGCAGAAAUGCUCGGGCCAGCGAACAACAGAUUAAGGAAGGAGAACAAGCUUUACAGUCUCUACAUAAACAAUGUCUCCCUUUUGUAUUACGUCGCUUAAAAUCGGAAGUACUGGCUGAAUUACCAGAAAAGAUUGUGCAGGACAGAGAAUGUGAAUUAACUGUAUUACAACGCAUCCUUUACCAAUUAAUUGUUGAUUGCUGCUCUUUGAAUGCGCGUGAUGUCGAUACUGAAUCAAUUCAAUGGCUGACUCCAAUUCAAGUAUUACACGCACUUCGAAAACUUGUCGAUCAUCCUCUUUUGAUUUCGAAGCUUAUAAAGAGUUUAAGAUGUGAGGACACUAAUUACAAUUAUCUCGCAGAAGAGUGUAUGCAAUCGCAUAUUGAGCAAUCAGGAAAAAUGUUAGCUUUAAGAGAAUUAUUGAAUGAAUGUCAAAUUGGAGAACGUUUCAGCGAAUAUGAUGUUAACUAUUCUCGUAACAAAGGAUUAGAACACGAACAAAAACUUGAACAAGUAUCUAGCGGCACAACCUGUUAUGAAUCACAAAAUUUUCUUUCUAAUACAACACACAAAGCUCUUAUUUUCUGUCAAUGGCGUGCAACCAUUGAGUUGAUUUCAUAUUUCUUGAAUAAUGGAGAAUUUGGUAGUGGAAUUAACUUUCUUGUUUUGGAUGGGCAAACACCUCCAUCUCAGCGACAGUCAAUUGUGGACCGCUUUAAUACCGAUCCAAACGUGCAACUGCUAUUACUUACUACACAUGUUGGUGGAAUUGGUCUAAACCUGACUGGAGCUGAUGUAGUUAUAUUUAUGGACCAUGACUGGAAUCCAUUCCGCGAUCUACAAGCGAUAGACAGACUUAUUACACUUGGGACUGUUGAAGAAAAGGUUAUGAGGCUACAAAAAUUCAAAACGGACACAGCAAACGCUCUCAUCGGUGUGGAAAAUCGUUCACUUGCUUCAAUGGCAACUGAUGAUUUAUUGGAGCUAUUUUCAUUAAAAAACCCUGGAACGAAUUUAGAUGUAAAUGCAAAAUUAAGUAAUACAAAGAAAAAAAGUAGAAUGAAUUCAAAUGCAAGUUGUUCAACUGAAAAUGGUGUUUGGGCAGUUGAUGAGCUUUGGGGGAAUCAAAAAGAAGAGGAAGAUACUGAAUUCGAGCAAUAUAUUGAACAACAUUCUGUUAAAAAAUUUCUUUACUCAAACACCUAG
Meloidogyne enterolobii is the source of this 2394-nucleotide messenger RNA. The record is from the annotation of a GenBank genome assembly. Lineage: Eukaryota; Metazoa; Nematoda; Chromadorea; Rhabditida; Meloidogynidae.